Eleginops maclovinus (Patagonian blennie) is the source of this 17192-nucleotide messenger RNA. RefSeq names its product bassoon presynaptic cytomatrix protein a (gene bsna). NCBI's taxonomy places the organism in Eukaryota, Metazoa, Chordata, Actinopteri, Perciformes, Eleginopidae. Gene Ontology annotation, cellular component: axon; GABA-ergic synapse; glutamatergic synapse. The record is from RefSeq and is a predicted model, not a curated record. Gene Ontology annotation, molecular function: structural constituent of presynaptic active zone; metal ion binding. Gene Ontology annotation, biological process: protein localization to synapse; presynaptic active zone assembly.
AUGGGGAACGAAGCGAGCAUGGAGGGCGGCGGGCAGCCCGGUGAGCCGGGAGCCGCCGUCAUGAUCGGGUCGGCGAUGCCCGGAGGACCUGCAACAGGACCGGGGGCCGGACAGCACAUGAAACCGGUCAACGGAACCGCCGCCGGGGGAGGGAUGGGGGUCGGAGGCCCCGGGAUGGGAAUGACCAGGGGUCCGAUGGGUCCAAUGGGAAGCCCCAAGACCGGCAUGCAACAAGGGGGUCAUGGAGGAGGAAUGGGAGGAAUGGGAGGAGGCGGUAUUGGAGGGAUGGGAGUCGGAAUGGGCGGAGGUGGAGGAAUAGGAGCCAGACCUGGCGAGCCCUACCGCCUGGCCACUCAUGACACUCCCACCACCCCACGACAUAUGCAGUCAAGCCAGGGGCCCGGCAUGGGGCACGGCCCGGUGUCUGGCCAUGGCAUGGGUCACGGCCCAACCGGCACCGGCAUGGGAGGCCAUGGCGGUCAGCCAAGCCCCGGUCAGCACGCCUCCCGACGUAACCUCCAGGUCGACUUCAGCGGCUCGGGCGGCUCCCGGUCAGGCCGGUCCUCCUCCGUGUCCCCUGACCGUGGCGUGACGCCCACCUCGCCCUACUCCGUGCCACAGAUAGCACCCAUGCCGAGCAGCAAGCUGUGCCCGGUGUGCACCUCCACCGAGCUGUCCAACCCACCGGCUUUACCCAACUACAACACCUGCACCCAGUGUAAGGCCACUGUCUGCAACCAGUGUGGAUUCAACCCCAACCCGCACCUCACUGAGGUCCAGGAGUGGCUGUGUCUGAAUUGUCAGAUGCAAAGAGCUCUUGGCAUUGAUAUGACCACGCCUCGCUCUAAGAGCCAACAGCAGAUUCACUCUCCGUCCCACCAAGCCAAGCCCAUCGUCCAGCCUCAGCAGCCCACACCUCAGCCAAUACAGCCGGCAGCAGCAGCACAGCCCAAACCUUUGGCUCAGAGUCAGCCCACCCAGCGGCAGCAGCAGCAGCAGCAGCCCCAACAGCAGCCUCAGUCUCAGCCCUACGGCCAGACUCAACCCUACUCCCAGUCUCAGCCUUACAGCCAAAAUCAACCCUACUCCCAAAGUCAACCCUACUCCCAAUCCCAGUCCCAGCCAUACUCCCAGUCCCAGCCAUACUCCCAGCCCCAGUCUCAGCCAUACUCCCAGUCCCAGCCAUACUCCCAGCCCCAGUCCCAGCCAUACUCCCAGUCUCAGCCAUACUCCCAGCCCCAGCAGUAUCCCCAUUCUCAGCCCCAGUUGUACCCUGCAUCCAAGCCAGGACCCCAAAAUCAGCCUCAUACUUCCCCAGGAUUGCAGAGACAACCAAGCCCUGGCGGCCCCCAGACCCAGUCUGGGUCCUUUCAGCAGGGUAUGAAAUCCGACCAGUACUCCCAGAGAGGCCCUGGAGCUCCAGGAGCUGCUGGAGGUCCUACAGGGGGCCUAAACCAGCCUGGGGGUCCAAGGAUUCCCCAUCCUGGAGCUGUGCCUCUCCCUGGCAUGACAAAGGCACCGUCGCAGCCCGAUUUGGGUCGCGGUUCUCCGAUGCACCAGUCUGUAGCGCGUCACCAUGACCAGACCAGGAGCGCUGGUUCCUCCCCAGCCCACAGACCUCAGAGUCAGGCCCCUCCUCCUGCCCAGGAUGGCCUGACCAAACUUUUCGGCUUCGGGGCAUCAUUGCUCAAUCAGGCCAGUACCCUGAUCAAUGUUGACCCGCUAGCUGGUGCCUCCACCCAGCCAAGCCCUGCACGGGGCAAGGUGGUGUUCAGUAACACAACUCCUGACAACAAGCAACAGCAAGGAACCCCUGCCGCCAAACCAUUCAGUAUGGGGGGCCCUCAUGCGAGUCAAAUGGGUGUCCCUCAUGCACCGAGUCAAAUGGGUGGCCCUCAUGCCCCGAGUCAAAUGGGUGGCCCUCAUGCCCCCGGUCAAAUGGGUGGCCCUCAUGCACUGGGUCAAAUGGGUGGCCCUCAUGCGCCGGGUCAAAUGGGUGGCCCUCAUGCACCAAGUCAAAUGGGUGGCCCUCAUGCUCCGGGUCAAAUGGGUGGCCCUCAUGCACCAAGUCAAAUGGGUGGCCCUCAUGCCCCAGGUCAAAUGGGUGGCCCUCAUGCCCCAGGUCAAAUGGGUGGCCCUCAUGCCUCAAGUCAAAUGGGUGGCUCUCAUGCGCAAGGUCAAAUGGGUGGGCCCCAUGCACCGAGCCAAAUUGGUGGCCCUCAAGUGCCGAGCCAAAUCGGAGGCCCUUAUCCACCCAGCCAAAUGGGGGGUCCCAGGAUGGGUGGACCGCAAGCGGCAACUCAGAAGCAGCAGACCACGUCGCAUCAACAUGGAAUUCCCCAACAGCAGUCGCCCGCACACCAUCAAAAAGGGCUGCAAGGACAACAGAAUCAGCAAGCACCUGCUCAUCUGGAGAAAGCGCUGCAUAAGCAGGAGCCUGUGGUGGCCCCCAAGCCUGCUCCAGAACCUGAGAAGCCGAAAGUGAACUGCCCUCUUUGUAAAACGGAACUGAACAUCGGUAGCUCUGACCCGCCCAACUACAACUCCUGUACAGUGUGUCACAGCCAAGUGUGCAACCUGUGUGGCUUCAACCCCACGCCGCAUCUGGUGGAGAAAAAGGAGUGGUUAUGUCUCAACUGCCAGACCCAGCGGCUGUUGUCCGGAGGAGGUCUGGAUGAACCUCCUCACCCGUCUCCAAAGCACCAGCCAAUGGGCUCGCCCCGUCACCAGGUGCCAGCCAGUCAGCAAAGCCCUCUCCACAAGGCCACCAAUCAGCAGGGUCCCAGGCCUGCCCAGACGCAGAAAGCGCAGGCGGGAAGUGGCGUGAGCCCACCGUUUGCUCCAACUGCGGCUAAACAACCAACUGACAACAAGACAGCGACACCAGUGUCAACCACAGAGACCCAGAAACCUCUGAAACCCACAGAGGAGAAGCCCAAACAUGAGCCUGAGAACCAAACUGACAAAGACACCAAAACCUCCCAGAAGAAAGGAGAGCCCAUCACACCGAUCAAGGAAAUGAAGAAGUCCAGGCACUAUGACGAUACAAAAAACAACAGCACCCAUGACUUGUCACGCAGCCCUCAGAGCCUCAGUGACACCGGCUACUCCUCUGAUGGCAUCUCCAGCUCCCACAGUGAAAUCACAGGUCUAAUCCAAGAAGAGGAGAUGAAGCUGAGUGAGAGGGGCAUCCCUGGAAGAGGCUCCCCAUCGAGCCCUUCCGAAAUCACCAAGCUAGAGAGCUCCAUGAGGCCUUUGCUAGAGAAGAGCCUGUCUGAAGACAAGGGGGACAGAAGAGGGAGGAAGCACAGAGACUUAGAUGACAGAGGGAAGCAGCGCCCACGCUCCCUGUCAAUCCCACCAGAUUCAUACGAUUCUGACGAGGAGUUGGAAGAUAUUCUGGAGGAGGAAGAGGAUGGAGGAGAAUGGGAAGGUAAACGGAAGGAAGUGAAGGAGGAGAAGAAGGAGAAGAAAAAGAAGGAAAAGGAUACUGAGCCCACAGAAAUGACAGACGAAGAGUUCAUGAGGAGACAAAUAAUGGAAAUGAGUGCUGACGAAGAAAAUGAGGAUGAAGAGAUGGAAGAAGAUGACGAUGAGGAAGAUGAAGGAUAUGGCUACCAGAAACCCAAAAAGAGCCACCUGAAACACAUCUCUGACUCAGGGAAAGAGAAAAGACGUCUUCAGCACCACUCUAGCAGCUUUGAGGAGGAAACAAAGAGCUCCUCUGAUGUCUAUAAAGGCUCAAUGGAGGAGGGUGAAGAUGAUUUGAUGGCACAAGGAGGCUUGAGGCGCUUCAAAACCAUUGAACUUAAUAACACCAGCAGCUACAGCCGGGACAUGGAGCUGGGCAAUGAAAACGACUUGAGCCUGGAUCGGGAACCAGAGCUGGAGAUGGAAAGCCUGACAGGAUCUCCCGAAGAGCGUUCUCGGGGAGACUACUCCUCCACAGUGCCAGCUAGCUCAUCCUCAUAUGGCUCAGGCCAGUCUCCUACUUCGAUUUCAUCAAUGGAAGAGGACAGUGACAGUAGCCCCAGCAGGAGGCAAAGGCUGGAAGAGGCCAAGCAGCAGAGGAAAGCACGUCACCGAUCCCACGGUCCACUCCUUCCCACCAUUGAAGACUCUUCAGAAGAGGAUGAGCUGAGAGAGGAAGAAGAACUUCUAAGAGAGCAGGAGAAGAUGAGGGAGGUGGAACAACAGAGGAUAAGGAGUACAGCACGAAAGACCAAGAGGGAUAAGGAGGAGCUAAGGGCUCAGAGGCGCAGAGAGAGAUCCAAGACACCACCUAGCAAUCUCUCACCCAUUGAAGAUGCUUCUCCAACCGAAGAACUGAGACAGGCUGCAGAAAUGGAAGAGCUCCAUCGUUCCUCUGCUUCAGAAUAUUCACCUCAGAGUCUGGACUCAGAGGCUGAGGGGUACGAGUCAAAACUUUACAAGUCAGGCAGCGAAUACAACCUGCCCACCUUUAUGUCUCUUUACUCACCAGUAGAAAAAUCAUCAACUACAACAACCACCACUGCACCGUCUUCUACUUCCAAACCGCUAAAGAGUGCUGAGGAGGUUUAUGAGGAGAUGAUGAGGAAGGCAGAGAUGCUUCAGAAACAACAGAAGCAACAGCAACAACCAUCAAGACAUGGGCAGUACUAUGAGGAGGAUGUUAAUGGACAAGGUUAUGAUGACGAGUAUGAAUAUGAACAAGAUCAAUCAUAUGAAAAUGAGGCAGCAGAGACAGAAACAGAUAUUUAUGAAGAGAUCAGACAAACAUCUCAAAACAUUACCAAGAUGCAGCAGGCCACUGAUGAGCAAGUAGAGAUAGAGAUUGAGAGCUCCUACCCGGACAAGCAGCUUCUGGACACAGGCUCAGCCUUUGCUAAGCUUCUUGAGCAAAGCAAUGCUUUACUAACUCCAGGUACAAGCCCUACCCAGGUGUCAGCUCCUGUUUCCUUUGUUGAGACUGGAGGACGGAUUCCUGAUGUCCGAGUAACGCAGCAUUUCUCGGCAAAGGACGGGCACAAAGACAGGAUCAAAAGCCAAGCAGGAAAGAAUGGAAUUACUCCAGCAGUGGCGGCCACAACUAUCGCCGCUUAUGGAGUUUAUGCCAGAGAUGCAGUAACUAUUUCUCAGACCAGUACAAGUCACACUAUGACGACUACUCAGUCAAGCAUGUAUAGCCGACACACGGCAAGUCCUGCCACAUCUUCAACUACAGUCUCAAGUGUAUGUAGCAAGAUUGCAGAGAUUACCCAGGCAUACAGUCAAAGGGAAGUGAUUACCAGAAGGGUAGGGGACACCAGGGACGUCCAAGUGCGAGACAGCUCUACAUCUUCCACUGAGCGAAUCAUUGAGCCACGUUCUCCCAAGUAUACUACUUAUUACAGGAGCACCAGUCCUCCUCUUUCUCCAUCACCCCCAACAAUGAGUCCCACCCGUUCACCUUCCAGAAGGAAUACUGCUGAAUUCUCAACACAGACUUUCAGUUCAGCUUUAAGAAGGUCUGAGUCAGCUGGCGCUGGGCCUACGUCUCCAGUGACUGCUCAGGGAACACAAACAUCAAAUCGAUCAGUGUCCCCACGGCUCUAUCGCCAAACGUCUUCCCAAGAUACCCCAUACUCCCCACCUUUAAGCCCAGCUAGGCCAAUGACGGUCAACACUGCUACUUCUCCCCUGUCUUCGCCCACCCGAUUUAGUCGCCAAUCAACAUUUGAAAAUUACUCCCCAUGUAACAGCCCUCCAGAUACGCCACCCUACCACCAGUCUCCCACACGUAGCUUCUACCAAACACAAAGAGUGGAAAAAGUUAAUGUUGGAACUAGUAUGGUCACCACAGCCAGCCAUUACACAAGAGGAUCCAUGUCAAUGGACAACAUCUCCCUCUGUAGAAUAUCUACAGUGCCAGGCACUUCUAGGGUAGAGCAGGGUCAUAUGAUCCAAGGUGGGAGUGUUGUGGACCUCAGAACAGCCACCAAACCAGCUCCUAUUAUCAUGACUGAUCAGGGAAUGGAUCUCACUUCAUUGGCCACCGAAAGUAGGAAAUAUCACGGUGGAUCAGAGGGUAGCAGGCAUUCAACAAUUGUACAGCCCCUGAUUAUGAACCUGAACACCCAGGAGAUCAUCACUCCAACAACUGUGAGUGUCACUGUGGCUGCUUCCAUGUUUAUGACCCAGCCGAAACAGCCAUCAGUCUAUGGUGAUCCACAUCACAACCAAGUGGAUCUUGGUCAGGGCAUGGGUACUGCUAUGUGUCUUAGCCAGAACAAACCACCAAUUUCCCCUCCAACUGACCCAGCAAUACCAAAAAUUGAUGCCAAACUGGAAGACCUCAGUAUCCAGCAGAAAGAGCUACAAAUACAGCAGGAAAAGCUGCAGAUGCAACAACAGAUCCUUGAACAGCAAUUGCAGCAGCAUCACCAGAUGCAACAACAGCAGCAAACAGCAUCUGCUUUGGCCAGGUACAGCCUUACCGGACAGAUCUCACCUUUGUUGAAAAAAGACUUGCUAGUCAGUCAGACUAGCGCUGCCUCAGCUGUGGUCAGUGCUGUAACCCCAAUAAUUAAUCCUGAGCUUUAUGGCGCAGGUCCUGUUGAGCUGAAAGGAAGGCCCAGUCCUCCUGGUGUGAUACCAGGAGCUAAAUCUCCACAUAGCAUGGUAGUACAGAUGGAUGUAGGGCCAGAGCAGGCGAGGGCAGUGACUCAGCUAGUGAAGGUAGAAGAAGGACAGGAUGCAAUGGAUUUGACAGAAAGCCAAUUUAAACCUGACAACCAACCAGCUUGCUGUGAUGUUGUAUACCGACUUCCAUUUGGUGGAAGCUGCGUUGGUGGUGAGACGGAGGGCAUAAGGCCUCCAUCUGCCCCACCCCUUACCUAUGAGUCUGAUCAAGAAAGACAAUCCGGAGGGUACCAAGAUUACCCAAUGGAUGACCGUAAGGCCUACACCUUACCUUACCCUGGUAGGCUCCAGCCUUCGAUGUCUGACACAAACCUCGCUGAAGCUGGGCUACAGUCCUACCAUUCCAAACUAGAACCACACCUCCAAACUUCAGGAGAACUUGUUAUGGAUUUAACUGCUAUGAAACAAGGCUAUGGAGGGUAUAUAGGGAUGCAAUAUGGCUCCUAUACAGAUUUACGGCAUGGAGGAGAAAUCACAGCCCAAGCACUGCCUAUAAGGAGAUAUAAUUCCUUGUCUAACAUCAGUUCAGACUAUGGCUACACUGCUCGUGACAUUGCUGGCUUCCAAGAAGCUAACUUGGCUCAGUACAGUGCUACAACUGCCAGGGAGAUCAGCCGUAUGUGUGCAGCACUCAAUACCAUAGAUCGAUAUGGAAGCAACCCAGACUUGAUGCAGUUUGGUAGUUUGGGGAGAGGAACUGGGCCGGGGGCUGCCAGGCUCGCAGCAAGUCUUGGCAUCAGGCCAAACCUUCUUUUUGGACCAGACGGGAAGCCAAUUUCCCACAGUCAAGCGCUAACCAACCUUAUCAAUGCCAGGCAGGCUAGUCUGAGGGCUAUGUACCCUACUGCUAUAAGGUCUUCUGAUGGGAUGAUUUACUCCACCAAGACCCCCAUUGCUUCUACACUUCCCAUUACAACUCAGCCUGCCUCUGUCCUUCGCCCAAUACUGAGGGGGGUCUACAGGCCAUACCCCUCUGCCAACAUGACACCUGUGCCCCUUUCCAGUCUCAGCAGACUACCAAUGAGCCCAAGAGUACCCUUAACUGGACAAGCUCCAGUCCGUUACCCAGCUCCAGGUCUUCUCCAAACAACGUCAACCAAUGCCACUACUGCUGGUGUUGCACCACUAGGUGCCCCAGUGUCUGUUUCCUUGACAACUACAAGCUCUACAGUCCAGGAUGAACCAGUUUACCUCGGUAAGGGUGCACCCUCAUCAACAGAGGUCACCUCAGUACAAGGAGUUGUCAUACCAAUAGAGCCACAGCAGCAACCUAUAAACCUUUCCCAGGCCCACCUGAACAGUCAACAACAACAACAACAACAACAAGUGGCAACGGCUCAACAGCCUCCUCCUGCAGGCUAUGCAUACCCACCCUCUGCUCUUUCACACACUCACAGCUACAACCAACCUCCAGCUGGCCCCUCUGCCCCCACUGGUGGCUUACCCAUUGCAGGGGGUCUUCCUCCCUUCCCUCCACCAGGUGCCGUACAUAAGGAGGGUGAAAGCGAGGCAGAGAGGCUGCAUCGGCAGCAGGAGCAGCUUCUGCAAAUGGAGAGGGAGCGCGUUGAGCUGGAGAAAUUCCGACAACUGCGCCUGCAGGAUGAGCUGGACCGAGAAAAGAUGGAGCUGAAGCUGCACAGGGAGAAGGAGCAGAUGCUGGUGCAGAGAGAGUUAAAUGAACUGCAGAACAUCAAGGAACAGGUCCUACAGCAACAGCAACAGGAACGCGAGAAACAACUUGUUCUCCAGCGGGAGCAGCUGGCCCAGCAGAAGUCCCAGCUAGACCAGAUCCAGUCUUUACAGCAUCAGCUCCAGCAACAGCUUGUGGAGCAGAAGAGGCAGAAAACCGCUGCAGCUCAGAGCAUGCAGCUGGAUGUGAACGGACAGCCCUUGCCGUCCUUCACCGACUCUCAUGCAGGCUACCGUUCGCUCCCCAACUCCUCGUCCGAUAUGUGUCUGAGGAGCCAGCAGGAGCACAUGGACACCAGGAGCAACAUGAGGAAACACAGCUCCAUGACCAGGCUGAGUCGAGACAGCUUGGACGGAGAGGGUGUGGUGUUUUAUGGUUCCCCCCGCAGGAAUGUGGACAGCUGUGUGCAGACAGACGAUGAAGAUGGAGAGGAGAGGUACAUGAUGCGCCAUCGCACCAGAAGGCGUGGUCGCAGCGUUGACUGCUCCGUCCAGACAGACGAUGACGAGGAAAAGGCAGAAACGGAACAUCCAGUUCGCCGAAGACGUUCCCGUUUCUCCCGGCACGCUGAGUCCAAUGCCACUGGCAAUAGUACUUCCGCCACAUCCACCGCAGCCACUGACACCAAGACAGACUCUCACAAGAUGGUUUCUUCCAGUAUCGCCAUCCAGACCAUCAGGGAAAUGUCUUGCCAGACAGAAGUGGAGCACCUAGGAAGAGUCUCACCAGCAAUCCAUGUGACAGUACCAGACCCGAAUAAGGUAGAGAUUGUGCACUACAUCUCAGGACCUGAGCGGACCAAAAAAGGACAGUCUUUAGCAUGUCAGACUGACCCGGAAGCCCAGUCACAGGGUGUUGUAGCCCCUCAGCUCAGUGUACCAACCACAGUCAGUCCAUAUUCUUCCUCUACCAGCACCGGAACUCAACAAUCUGGCUCUGCAGACCUCCUGACCCAGCAGCGUCAGCAGCAACACAUCGCAGCAAACGCUGCCAAGUUUGAGCGACGCCGCCCAGACCCGCUUGACAUCAACUACCAGCCUCACAACCACAUCCACAAUGAGUCUAUCUCCAGCAUCAUCCGGCAGCAGCAGACAGCUCCCAAAUCCCCUCAAGUCCUCUACUCUCCUGUCUCCCCGGUGUCCCCUCACCGCCUGCUGGAGAAUUCUCUGUCCAGCGAGAGGCUGAACAAGGCCCACGUCACACCUCAGCAGAAGUCCUACACAGCUGAGUCCCCGCAGAGACACCCCUCUGUGCCCAGGCCCAUCAAGAGCACCCAGAGGUCCAUGUCAGACCCCAAGUCCCUCAGCCCAACCACAGACGAUCACACCAAGGCAAGGCUGUCCCUCUACCAGCAGCAAGUACUCCAGAGCCAGUUGGCUGCCCUACAGCAGAGCUCACUACUCCGUAAGGUCAAGCGAACCCUGCCCAGCCCUCCUCCGGAGGAGACUACAACAUCAGCUCAUCUGCCCAUGAUGGCACCUGCCCUCCAACAGGUCUACCUGCCCUCCGUGCCCAGCCUCAAGCCCACCUCCAGGUCUGGCCUGGCUGCCAAAGCGAGCCUCCUCAAAGACCUCACCCACGAGCUGAAGGCUGUGGAGCAAGAGUCAACAAAGCUGAGAAAGCAGCAAGCUGAACUGGAAGAGGAAGAGAAAGAAAUCGAUGCUAAACUUAGAUACCUCGAGCUGGGGAUCCACCAAAGGAAAGAGACUCUAGUCAAGGAGAGGGAGAGGAGGGAUAUUGCCUACCUGAGAUGUAUGGGCGACACUAGGGACUACAUGUCUGACAGUGAGUUGAAUAACCUACGUUUAGCAGCUGCAGCUGCAUCACAUGAGACCAAUGGGCUUCUAUCAACAAGGCCCAGCACUGCUCCUCUGAGUCAGUUCACCAGUGACCUGAACACAGCGGCCCAGUACCCACCCACCUCAUCCUUCCUCUCCUGUCAGUACCCCCCGAGCCAACCUGCACCACCAAUUCAACAAUCAAGUGUGCCAUACCAGUCCACAACAUUCAACCAGCCUCCCUACCCAACAGUGUCUCAGUCCCAGGCACUGCCACAGCCAACACCGCUUCAGAGCCAUAUCCCCCCUCCAGGACCUUCUUACCAGGCUCAACCCUCCUACCCUUCCCACACCUAUCCCCCAACUCAGCCCCCAUACCCCCAGACAGACAUGGGGUUACCAGCUGCACCUCAGCCUCAACCCCAGCCCGGGCACACUGGUUUUGGGCCGGCACCGCCUGGUCAGCCCCCAUACCCCACCCACAGCUCACCCUAUCCCAGCGCUGUGUCCUCCUACCCCAGUCAAACCACCCCAUACCCUGGGCAGCCCCAAGCUGAUAUUCUGACAGUACACCCGGGAAGACCAAGGCAGACUUCGCUGGCCGAUCUGGAGCACAAGAUGCCAACCAACUAUGAGACAAUCAGCAACCCCACAGUCGUGGUCACCACCACGGCUCAGGAGGCUAUCUAUUCCAGUUCAGCCCCCCCUUAUGGUCAGUAUACUGGGUCGACAACCAUGGCCAGCUCCUAUGGGCCCUAUGGCUCAGCACCAGUGUCCAGCAGCUAUGGUGGAUACCCAUCAAUGCCAUCCAGCACUUAUGGCCAGUACACUUCAACCUCAGCUAAUUCAUAUGGCCAGUACACCACAACCAAUGCCAAUACUUACGGCUACACCACCACCACAGCAAGCUCUUACGGACAGUACACUUCUACGGUUUCCAAUGCCUAUGGGCACCCUGUAGACAGUCCUUCCACGUACAAUAAUGCAGAUGGGAUGUACGGGGCUCCUGGCUUAGAACAGAACGUCCCAAGGAACUACAUGAUGAUUGACGACGUAAGCGAGCUGACGGCAAAAGACGGGCUGGGCACGACGACAGGGGACAUGAUGCAUCAUGGCGGCAGUGGGCGUUAUCCAGGCGACAUCCACGGCCACAGCAGCACCAUUGGCAGCACGACGCGUGGCAGCUCCUCGUACGGCAGGACACCCGAAGAGGAAGCAGCGAUGCAGGAAGAGCUGUACGACCACCACGGCAGGGGUAAGAGCAGCUACAGGCACGGACCUCUAGGGGGCAGCAGCAGCAGCGUGAGCGCUAGCAUGGGUGGGGGAUCCUCCUAUUACUAUGACUUCGACUACAAACAUGGCGGCAUCCGCUCCGGGGUACAGAAACCUUCACCAUCCUCCAGAACUCUUCUGGCUCCUGCUGUCAUGUCUUCCAAGCGCAGCAAGCACAGGAAACUGGGGAGUAUGGAGCAAAAAAUCUCCAAGUUUUCCCCAAUUGAAGAGGCCCGGGAUGUGGAGGCAGACCUGGCCUCCUAUUCCUCAGCAACAGGUGAGGCUUACCCCUCCUCUCAAAUUCGAGGGCGCCAGCUGAUUGAGGAUUACGGCUUCAAGAGGAAUACUCAAGAGGGCCUCGGUGGAGCCUCUCAUGGUAGUCGACACUAUGGUUUGACAGAGGAGGACGAUCGGAUUUACUACAACUCCACAGGCCGCUCCCGUUCCACCGGCUAUGGCAUGGACAAGAUCUCAGCCAGAGACUACUCUGGGUAUCGCAGCCGAUCCUAUGAGAGGGACGACCGUUCCUACCCAUCUGGCUACAGCCGGGGGCGUCGCCCAACCCGGCAGUACUCUGAAGAGGAGAGCCCACUCAGUCCCCUUGGGAGGUUCAUGCGUUCUGGGCGAUCAUCGAGCUUAGGUCCCGACCCAUACGACAGUCGAAGCAGUAGAUAUCAAUACUAUUACGGCCAGUAUGGUUCCAGCCACUCGCUGCCAGAUGUACAAGACCACAUACGGGACCUCCCCCGGACGCAUGUCUACAAAUCGGAUGAUACGUACAUUAUAGACGAUUAUCAUUGCGCUGUGUCAGACAGUGAAGCCUACCAUCUGGGACAAGAAGAAACUGACUGGUUUGAGAAGCCCCGUGCCAGUUCUCGACACUACGGCAGCAGCCACUCUACUGGGAGGAGCCGGCACGGUGUCAAACACACCUACCAUGAUUACGACGAGCCUCCUGAGGAGGACCUGUGGCCCCAAGAUGAGUAUGGCCACGCAGGUCGACACUCUUCUUCCCGUGACCAUCGACAACAUGGCAGCACUAGCCGACACUCAUCCGGGUCACGUCAUUCAGAUGAGCCGAGGUCCUCGAGGUCAUCUAAAGGGCACCCAAAAGACCCGUCGAUGCGCCAAGAACCUUCAGUCCGAUCCUCAUCUACAGGACGACGUGGAGAAUCAAGGUCAGGCGGGUACCACUCUUCGGACUACUCUCGAGACCCAUCUGGGCACCACCACGGACAACGCUCCUCCAGACAGGGGGAUCCGCACCGUUCCUCACGCAGCAAAUCGCAGCCGCCAGGGGACAUGCAAGGCCAACCAGGCUCCUCCAGGUCUGGCAGCAGCUCUCGGGGUCAGGGUUCCUCUGCGGGCCCUACGGGAUCAGGACGCCAGGGUGCUCCAGGUUCCCAGAUAGACGGAGCUCCUGGACAGAGGACCCAGCUCCAACAACAAGCACAGACAUCAGCGACAAGGCCCGGCCAGCCUGGCGCCGCAUCGACCAUGGGCCCUCAGCAGCAGCCCCCACCCCAGGGACAAGGCAUGGGCAUGGGUAUGGGCAUGGGCAUGGGGCAGGGCCAGGCAAAGCCAGGACAGAUGGGACCAGCAGGUGGACCUAUGGGGCAGGCCAGGCAGACCGGACCCGCAGGAACCACGCCAGCAAACAUGGCCAAGAUCGACACUCCUCCAGUAACAGCGAUUGGAGCGAAAGCAGCACCAGUCAUUGCUGCAAAAGCUGCCCAGCCACCCCUCACAGGCAUAGGCUCCAAGGCAGGUCCUAGGCCAGGAGGUAUUGGCAGUGCAGCAGCAGGUCAGCCUGGCCUGGAGGGAGAAGGCAUGUUGUCCAAGAUCCUCCCUGGAAAUGCCGCUGAGCAGGCCGGCAAACUGGGAGAUGCUAUAACCGGUUUUGGCAAGAAAUUCACCUCUUUCUUCUGAGGUGCUUAUAAUAAGGACUAUGUACAUGUGAAAUGACAGUCACGAGGCCCUGUACCAGAAAAACCUGUGAAGUUUCCCCAGCUUUUAUUUUACUGAAAAAGAAAAAGAUAAAGAAGAGAGAAGGGAACAGAGAGCAGUGCUGAGCAUACUGCCAACAAGGACUGGAAUCCUCAGGAUGCUUCAUGUCUCAGGCCUGAGCACACACUGCCAGAGAGAACAUGCUACUUUCUCUGGCAGUUCAGACAAUCAUGCCAACUCAACAUCCAUGCUCUAUCCAGUGUACCCAGCCAAAGAAUUAGUCUCCACCAAACUACCACGGAGCCCUCCAAACCACCUGUAGUAGUUUCUCAGCCAUUCAUUACAAGAGCACUGGCAGCCAAAAAUGUCAACAUUUGUUUAUGCUGAUAUUUUUCCGUGCCAGUAGAGGGAGCUAAACUUACAUCCGCCGAGAUCUACACAGUUUUGGAAGAUGGGUAAAACCAAUGGUAGCCAUGCCCCAGCUAAGUCCUCCGCGUGGAAUCUAACCCUGCAAGUGCAAUGGAAUAAUAAGGUGGUACUCCAAUACGCUGACAACGCCACUACUUAUAUGAAAGCUCCUUUUUCCUGCUCCAGGAAAUGGUUGCUGGCAUGCAGGAUCCUUGGUUUUACAGUCCUGUGCUCAAACAAGGAACAACCCCACCUCUCUCCUCUUUUCUAUCUCUUCUCAAAGUAAAAAAAAGAGCGAGGAAAAAUGGAAUAAAACUUGCUGCAGGUUUUUCUGGUACUAAAAAGGAAAAUGUGACGCUGAAUGAAAAAGACAAAGCUAACGACGUAGCUGACCCACAGUUUUUGUGUGUCGGCUCGCGUUUCUUUCCACGGUUAGUUUCUAUCUACAUUCCAGAUUGGAACUGUUAAGACCUUUUGCUCCCCCUCUUCCUCUCCUCUCUGCGUUUUUCUUGAAUGCUGAUUUUUCUUCAUUUCCAAUCCCCGCCCAAUGAUCCUCAACUUGCCAUGUCUUUAAAGAAGUGUAUAGUGGAUAAAAAAAAAUAAAAAUAGGAAUUUGGAAUGCAUGGAACUUUAUAUCCAAGACCUUACACUGUUCAUCAUUACUUAACAGAGGCCAUAAAUACACUGGGAAACACAUCUUAGCUAGACGACGUUAACAAUAACGAUUAAGAGAUUUCCGGAGCAACACACAGGAAUUGGCCACGGGAAUAAGAGGAGCCUUGUUUUUUUAAGAGAAGAUAUGGAUUGGUUUUUGGAGUGAAACUGUAUGUCGUCGGGUUGUUUUUCAGCCAUUGCAAAGCCAUUGAGACAACAUUUACCUGCAAGCUUGUGCUGAUGGGGUUUCUCCAACUGCUCCAACAUUUGGUUCUCAGAUGUUCCUCAUGUUGUUGUUGGUGGUUAUCAUAUCCUGUGUUUUAAUUUUCUUAAUAAUUGUUAUUUUGUUAAUUGCUGGUUUUUAUGUUGCAGGUAACCAAUAUCGCCUUAAUCAUUCUUGAAUAUUUUAUUUUGAAGUGACAUCUUUUUUAUUACACCCUGUAAACACAUAUUUUCAUCACACCUCUUUUUUAUGUAGUGAUAUCUGCUGGAACACUGGCCACAGUGAGAUUAAUUUAUAUUUUUUAACUUUGUUUUUGAUAAUUGAUAGUGAUAUUAUUUAUUUUAUUUAUGUUUUGUAAUGUUUUCAUCCUGUCGAUUUUACUAACUCUUAUUUAUUAUCAAUACCUAUAAAAGCAAUAGAGUAAGAGGUAGGGAAGUGAAGAGCACAAUCUUGUGUCAUUUAAAGAAGUUGGUGGAGUAGAAACGUGUUGCCUCCGUCUGUCUUACACACCACUGAUGUAACGCUUAAACGUACCACCACCAACGUACUCUGACAUUGUUCUACUGCUGUACUCGUACAUCAGAGAGCAGGAGCUCACCUAUAAACACAAGUUUGGUACCACCCAGAUCUCCUCCAACGACCAACAGUGAGACAUCAAAUCUUCACUCACAGGAAGUGUGAUGCGCCGCUUGUGUUGGCCAGCUGGAGUCCGAUGUGAAAGCACUGCAGGGCAGCAGAGAGGCACUGAAAAGCAGACCAGACACACAUUGCGGUAGAACUGGACUUUUUCACCUGCGGGGGUUCGAUGUGAUUUCUCUGAAAAUCCAACAUGGACGUUCUUUAGGAGCCCCGCCACGCUCCUUUUACACAUCGAUGUGUAUCAGCAUGUGUCUUCACUCACUGCACACGUGAAAGCACACGGUGUCAAAAGAACGAAGAAGAAAAAAAAAAAAAGCACUCACGUGACUGAGGAACCAAAUAUAACACACUUGGUUGUGUCACAAAGUCACUCGCCUUUUUUUAACUUUUCAUUUUCUAUCAUGGUGGCGUCGAAGACCAAACCCCCGAAAACCUCUCUCUCAGACUGUCAUGGAAAACUUCUCAGGUCAGUGUUCUCCCUGCUGUCGCUCCUGCAGUGCAUUGUGGGAUCUUCGGUUUCGGUACUCUAAAACUGUCGGGCCAAACAUUGCGAGGCCUUCAGCAAAACCAACAAAACCCAACCAACUUCUGCUGUAUAUUGUCUGUGUGAACGCUCGCUGGGAACCUUCGCAUGCCGCCCGGCGCAGAAAACCUCAAGGUCACCUCUAUAUUGUUCUGUUCCUAAUGUUUGUACGUAUGUGUGUGGGGGUCUGUAUGCGUGUAUUUAAAGGCCAUCAUCCAAUGUGGAAAAAAAGUAAAGAAAAAACACGAGUUCAACCACAACAAAUAUGGUGGGCAGAAGAGGCGACCUCUCAUCUCCAGUCCUUCUAUGCAAUGAAUCAUAUUUGGUAAAAACACGAGGAAGAAAAAGGUAAUGAAAAUACACCAACGGGAAAAGUCAUUGUUUAUCACACUUGAGUUAUUCUAACAAUAUCUAUUUGUUCUGGCAUUCCUCAUAAAUCUAAAUAAGGAGGUUCUUUGAAUGUGUGUAUAAUAUAUCUCACCGGUAAGUUAGGAAAUAAUAAGAAGGGUCUUUGUUUUACUAGUGGUACUCCUCUCCUCCCUAACUGGGGUCUCUCUAAAAUGUGUGCAUGGUAGCUCGAAAAUGGCAAUGAAAGCCGAGAAAGGAGUGUUGCUGAUUUUAUGAGGUCUAGUAGUUCAUUUAUUUGCAAUACAAAAACUAAAUAGGUCAAUGGUAGACCAGAAAUGUUCAAUGAUGAUUUUAUAUUUGAAAUAAAACUGCAUAAUAAUACACCUUAUAUUGAUAAUAAAAAGUUCACAUAAGAUGCUAAACAAUAAACAAGGGACUGUUUGCUCGUCUAAAAACCAAUGUGAAAGAAGUCAGAACAAAAUGUAAUAAGAAUAUAUUUUGAAUGAGCAUUUAUCAUAAGCACUCAAAAAAUCCCAGCUUUAAUGAACGUUGCAAACAAGGCCAAUUAGCUUUUUUGAGGCAGGGUACACAGAACAGUUGUCCAGAGAUUUAUAAAUACAAAAAGUAAAGAAUUAUAUAAAUAUAGAAUAUAUAUAUAUAUAUAACGAUCUAAAUACAUUCCCUAAUAGAGUUCGUGACUGCUCAGGGGUGAAGAAGAAGAAAAGCUCCUCUUUUUCUUAUUUAUUCAUUUAUUUAUUUUGAUGAACGUGACCCAAUUACCAUGUGAUCGCCGACAUGUGUGCACUCGUUGUUUGCAGAGAAAGAAAUAUUUAAAGAAUAUGUAAGAUACACAAAAGCCGUACAAAUAUAAACAUAUGAUAGAUAAGAUUUCACUAUAUUAUAUAAGACACUAAAUACUGCUAUAGGCUACUAGUGAAGUACUUUUCAAGGCAUUCCUGAAAUGAAUUAACUGAUGUGAGAGUGUUGGUGUUUGAAGAUGAACUGCCACUACACACUUAGAUUUAUAAGCUGAAUACACUGGAACAG